Geodia barretti is the source of this 1449-nucleotide messenger RNA. The record is from the annotation of a GenBank genome assembly. Lineage: Eukaryota; Metazoa; Porifera; Demospongiae; Tetractinellida; Geodiidae.
AUGAUCUCUUACGACUCCAGCCGUCGCAUUGUCCGCCCUCACAUGAGGCGCUGGUCGGUCGUCGCGACCUGUGCCCUGUUCAUCUGCCUCGGUCUGUUCGGCCUUGCCGGCCCUGGUACCCGGGUAAGUGCCCAGGCCGAAACCGUCCUGAAUGUCCGUGUCGAAAAGACCAUCAGUCCGGUCAAGGUCCGUGUGAUCAAGCGCGCCGUGGACCGGGCCAACGAAACCGGCGCUCAACUGUUGAUCAUCGGCCUGAAUACCCCCGGUGGUCUUUACGGCAGCACUCGUGAGAUUGUCGAGAUCCUCCUCGGAUCCCCCGUCCCCGUCACCGUGUUCGUCUCGCCGCGCGGAGCUCAGGCUGGCUCUGCCGGGACUUUCAUCACCGCCGCCGGCCACGUCGCGGCCAUGACCCCGGGCUCCAAUAUUGGCGCCGCCACUCCCGUUUCCGGCUCGGGCGAGGAGAUCAGUGAGACCCUAGCCGACAAGGUCACCAACGACGCGGCCGCCCUCAUCCGCGCCAUCGCUGAAGAGCGUGGCCGGAACGCCGAUGCGUUGGAAGAGACGGUGCGCUCCGCUGCCUCUUACAGCGCCACCGAAGCCCUGGAUGCCGGUAUCAUCGACCUGAUUGCCGAUGAUACACCCGCGCUCCUCGCCGCUCUGGACGGCCGGUCAAUCGCUACCGUUUCGGGCGAGCGGACGCUGGAACUCGCUGACGCCGAGGUGAAGGAGCUCAAACUGCAGUGGCGAGAGCGUUUCGUCGAAUUCAUCUCCAAUCCCAACAUCGCCUUCCUCCUUCUGUCUCUCGGCAGUAUCGGACUGAUCAUCGAAAUGCUCACGCCGGGCGCCCUCGGUCCCGGCAUCGCCGGCAUCAUCUGCUUGGGCCUGGGGUUUCUGGCCCUGGGAAACCUGCCGUUCAACUGGGCCGGUGUGGCGUUCAUUCUAUUGGCCCUCGUCCUCGCGGCUCUCGAAAUCUUCGUGUCGGGAUUUGGUGCGUUGGGGAUCGGCGCCGCGGUGAGCCUUGUGGUCGGCGGACUGUUGCUGUUUGGCGACUUCGGAGGGGGCCGCAUUUCUCCUCCCAGUUUCCCUUCGGUGUCGGUGAACCGUUGGGUUUUGGUCGGGGUCGCUGGUGCGCUGCUCUCGGUAGCCGGCUAUUUGGCCUACGAAGUGAUCAUGUCACGACUGGGACGCAGACAUUCCGGCUCCCGAACCUCCGGCAACGAUAGCGAUGGUCGCAGUUCGCCCGGGCAUCUCCUCGAGCAGACCGGCGUCGUCACCAUGCCCUUGCAGCCGCGGGGCGUCGUAGCCCUGGGCAAUGAGACUUGGACGAGCAUCAGUAGCGACGGCCUGACGAUCCCCGCCGGUCGCCGCGUCCGUGUGGUCGCCGUCGAUGGCUUGGUCCUUACCGUUGAGGCUAUGGGGGGACCAUCGACCGUCGAAGGCCAGGAAUGA